AUGUUAUUUGAUAGUAACCUUCCUUCGGACUUAAUAUUUUCUCAAAAUCCUUCCUGUGAUUGUCAAGGCACCUGUACUGAUCCCCUCAAAUGUAGCUGUCUUCUCCGUUCCAGUGGACAUAAUUACCUACCUACCUCUCGUAAAUUGCAACAUUCCUUCUCUGACUUUCUUCAUCGUCCCAUCUACGAAUGUAAUGCGGACUGUUCCUGCUCUGUGUCAUGUUCAAAUCGCCUAGUACAAAAUAAAAUAGACGACUUCAGCUUACUUAAACAAGUCGAUGCUUGUGGUAAAGGUUUGGGAGUUUGUGCGUCCAGAAAUAUCGAAGCUGGUGAGUUUGUUUGCAUCUAUAAGGGACUUUACAUAAAUUCUGCUGACUCAGCUAGGAUUUCUCUCAAGCAUUCCUCUGAAAGUGGGCAUGUUUACGUUCUCCAAGUACGCGAAUUCGCUGGAGAUUCGAGAGAUGCUUGUAUGGUGUUUGAGACAGUUGUGGACGGAGCAUGUGAUGGUUAUGGUGAUUCUCUUCCAAUAUCCAGUCUGAUUAAUCACUCGUGUAAUCCGAAUCUAACCGUGAUUCCUGUUAGGGUGGAUUCCCUACUUCCCAUUCUCGCUUUUUUUGCCAAAAGGAACAUUCCGAUGGAAGAGGAGGUAGCUUAUGACUAUGGAGAAUGGUCUAGCGGAAGUUUGUCGGCCAAACCGUGUCUCUGUGGUGCUGAAACUUGUCGUGGAUUUCUCCCUAGUCAUGAUGCUUGA
Messenger RNA from Rodentolepis nana, 750 nucleotides. The record is from the annotation of a GenBank genome assembly. Lineage: Eukaryota; Metazoa; Platyhelminthes; Cestoda; Cyclophyllidea; Hymenolepididae.